Messenger RNA from Diuraphis noxia (Russian wheat aphid), 501 nucleotides. Its product is annotated as AT-rich binding protein-like. Lineage: Eukaryota; Metazoa; Arthropoda; Insecta; Hemiptera; Aphididae. The record is from RefSeq and is a predicted model, not a curated record.
AUGAAACGUGGUCGUGCGCGUGUUCACGUCUGUCCCGCAGGUUCUUGGUCGGCGUCCACGAGUCCGGUCCGGUCACCCAGCCCGGAUAGGUCGGAGAGCGGCCGCACGUACUACGGCACCACCAGCCUGGACCAGCGGUCGCGUUCCCCAUCGCCGGUGUCGACGAACGGCAGUGGCCGGCACCAGCAGCAGCACCAUCACCAGCAGCAGCACCAGCAGCAGCACCAUCAGCAGCAUCACGGUGGAGGAGGCGGCGGUGGCGGCACAUCGGUUUCGUCGUCCGCCGCCGCCGGGCUGACAUCGUCGAGACAGCACCAGCAAUCGGCACCGCCGCCGUCGUCUUCGUCGUCCGUGUCUCACCACGGGCCGCAGUCGUUAUUGGGUGGCGGCGGCGGCCACGCGACCUCCAUGUCGGCCAUGAUGACCGGGGCGGCCGCGGCAUCGGCGGUCAUGACGAUGCCGCCACCGUCCGUGCUGGUCAACAGCAGUUACCCCGUGCUG